Cordyceps militaris CM01 is the source of this 666-nucleotide messenger RNA. RefSeq lists its product as uncharacterized. The record is from RefSeq and is a predicted model, not a curated record. The transcript is spliced from 3 exons. The coding region runs from base 1 to 666 and encodes 221 amino acids. Lineage: Eukaryota; Fungi; Ascomycota; Sordariomycetes; Hypocreales; Cordycipitaceae.
AUGAAGCUUUCCCUCACUCUUGCCCUCGCCAGCCUCGGCGCCGCGCUGCCCCUCGAGGAACGCGGACCAAGUGUUGUCGUCGGUUAUCGAACCGUCAGCGCGGCUCAAGCCAAGAUCUACAAGGACGCCGGCAACACACUCGUCUGGACCCAGUCGCAGAGCUCCGACCAGCUCGGCCCGGGCGUGUACAUCAGCCCCAACCUUGGCGAUUGGCCUGCCACCCCCAGCGACUGGUACUGCGUCAUCCUCGCCGACUCGACGCCCUGGAACCCGACCAACAAGGCAUGGGUCCCCGAGAGGCACAAUGGCAAGGCGCUGUGGUGGAAUGCAGGGGUCGCGGGCAUGCCCUCGGUUUCUGUCGCCGUAUUACCAAGUUUGCUAACGACUCGUGAACAAAAAAAAGCUGCGAAUAGAGCCGCGUAUCUCAGGGAGAUUGGUGGCUCCAACUUCAGGCCAGACAACACUGUACGCCUGAGCAUCAUCUCGGGAUUCAGGCUCUUGCAGCUCCUCAUUCCGCCCGAGUUGAUCAAGGACCCGAAUCACCUCAAGACUAGGACGCAGUGCGCUGCCAAGACGGACGAGGCCGGCGUCAGGGCCAUUGCGGCCUAUGGCCCUGUUGACUGGAGCAGGUGGCCGAAUGUCAAGGGCACCCCGCAGAGGCCUUGA